Epinephelus lanceolatus (giant grouper) is the source of this 5704-nucleotide messenger RNA. RefSeq names its product NCK-associated protein 1 (gene nckap1). Lineage: Eukaryota; Metazoa; Chordata; Actinopteri; Perciformes; Serranidae. Gene Ontology annotation, biological process: neuron projection morphogenesis; cell projection assembly; cortical actin cytoskeleton organization. Gene Ontology annotation, cellular component: SCAR complex. The record is from RefSeq and is a predicted model, not a curated record.
AAAGCAGGCAGGGAGACGGUGGGGUGGAGUACAGGAAGCUGCUGGCCCCGAAUAUCUGAACAUGGGCGAAAUCUAAUCACAGCACAAAUCACAGCGUCUCUCUUUCUUCCCUUCACGAACCAGAGGCUGCGGAGAUUUUCUCAUAUCUGUUUUUUUCUGGAUUGAAUCGGAAGAUUGAACCGAAACAGCGAGAAGAUGUCUCGGGGAGUGAUCCAGCCCAGCCAGCAGAAGCUGGCAGAAAAGCUCACCAUCCUCAACGACAGAGGCAUCGGGAUGUUGACCCGUGUUUACAAUAUCAAAAAGCAAGGACAAGUUUGGAAGGCAUGUGGCGAUCCCAAGGCGAAGCCCUCCUAUCUCGUUGAUAAGAACUUGGAGUCUGCGGUUAAAUUUAUUGUCAGGAAGUUUCCUGCUGUGGAGACGCGGAAUAAUAACCAACAGCUGGCUCAGCUGCAGAAGGAAAAGUCAGAGAUUCUGAAGAACCUGGCUCUCUACUAUUUCACCUUCGUAGACGUCAUGGAAUUCAAGGACCAUGUGUGUGAGCUGCUGAACACCAUCGACGCCUGCCAGGUCUUCUUCGACAUUACGGUGAACUUUGACCUGACCAAGAACUACCUUGACCUGGUGGUGACUUACACUACACUGAUGACAAUACUGUCCCGCAUCGAGGAGAGGAAAGCCAUCAUAGGACUGUACAACUACGCCCACGAGAUGACGCACGGAGCCAGUGACCGGGAGUACCCCAGAUUGGGCCAGAUGAUCGUGGAUUACGAGAACCCUUUGAAGAAGUUGAUGGAGGAGUUUGUUCCACAUGGAAAGUCUCUGUCAGAUGCACUGAUCAGUCUUCAGAUGGUUUAUCCCCGGAGGAAUCUGUCCGCUGACCAGUGGAGGAACGCCCAGCUGCUGUCUCUCAUCUCUGCUCCCUCCACCAUGCUCAAUCCUGCACAGUCAGACACUAUGCCGUGUGAAUACCUGUCACUGGACGCCAUGGAGAAGUGGAUUGUUUUCGGUUUCAUCCUGUGUCAUGCGGUGCUGAACAGCGACGCAGCAGCGUUGUCUCUGUGGAAGCUGGCUCUGCAGAGCUCCACCUGCCUCUGUCUGUUCAGGGAUGAAGUCUUCCACAUCCACAAGGCUGCAGAGGACCUGUUUGUGAACAUCAGAGGGUACAACAAACGCAUCAAUGACAUCAGAGAGUGCAAGGAGCAGGCCCUGUCUCACGCAGGCUCCAUGCACAGAGAGAGGCGCAAGUUCCUGCGAUCGGCUCUGAAGGAGCUGGCCACCGUUUUAGCCGAUCAGCCAGGACUGCUGGGCCCUAAGGCGUUGUUCGUGUUCAUGGCGCUGUCGUUUGCCCGUGACGAGAUCAUCUGGCUGCUCCGACACGCUGACAACAUCCAGAAGAAAAGCACAGAUGACUUCAUAGAUAAGCACAUAGCAGAGUUGAUCUUCUACAUGGAGGAGCUCAGAGCUCACGUCAGGAAGUACGGUCCUGUGAUGCAGCGAUACUACGUCCAAUAUCUGUCCGGGUUUGAUGCUGUGGUGCUGAAUGAACUGGUGCAGAACCUGUCUGUGUGUCCAGAGGACGAGUCUAUAAUCAUGUCUUCAUUUGUCAACACUAUGACCUCCCUCAGUGUCAAACAAGUGGAGGAUGGAGAGGUGUUUGACUUCAGAGGCAUGAGGCUGGACUGGUUCAGACUGCAGGCCUACACCAGUGUCUCUAAAGCCAGUCUGGGUAUCGCCGAUCACAAGGAGCUGGGUAAAAUGAUGAACACCAUCAUCUUCCACACUAAGAUGGUGGACUCUCUGGUGGAGAUGCUGGUGGAGACGUCCGACCUGUCCAUUUUCUGCUUCUACAGCCGUGCGUUUGAGAAAAUGUUCCAGCAGUGCUUGGAGCUUCCCUCCCAGAGCCGACACUCCAUCUGCUUCCCUCUGCUCUGCACACACUUCAUGUCCUGUACACACGAGCUCUGUCCCGAGGAGCGUCACCACAUAGGGGAUCGGAGCCUGUCGUUGUGUAACAUGUUCCUGGAUGAGAUGGCCAAACAGGCCAGAAACUUGAUCACUGACAUCUGCACUGAACAAUGUACACUCAGCGACCAGCUGCUUCCUAAGCACUGUGCGAAAACCAUCAGCCAGGCCGUGAACAAGAAGAGCAAGAAGGCGACGGGGAAGAAGGGAGAGCCGGAGAGGGAGAAGCCGGGAGUGGAGAGCAUGAGGAAGAACAGACUACUGGUCACCAAUCUGGAUAAACUCCACACAGCAUUAUCUGAACUCUGCUUCUCCAUCAACUACGUUCCCAACCUGGCGGUGUGGGAGCACACGUUAACACCGAGAGAGUACCUCACCUCGCACCUGGAGAUCCGAUUUACCAAGUCUAUAGUGGGCAUGACCAUGUACAACCAGGCUACUCAGGAGAUAGCCAAGCCCAGCGAGCUGCUGACCAGCGUCCGGGCCUACAUGACGGUGCUUCAGUCCAUAGAGAACUACGUCACCAUCGACAUCACCCGAGUCUUCAACAACGUCCUCCUGCAGCAGACGCAGCACCUGGACAGUCACGGGGAGCCCACCAUCACCAGUCUGUACACAAACUGGUACCUGGAGACGUUGCUCCGUCAGGUCAGCAACGGACACAUCGCCUACUUCCCCGCCAUGAAGGCCUUCGUCAACCUGCCCACAGAGAACGAGCUGACCUUCAACGCUGAGGAAUACUCCGACAUCUCUGAGAUGCGUUCACUGUCGGAGCUGUUGGGGCCGUACGGUAUGAAGUUCCUCAGUGAGAGUCUGAUGUGGCACAUCUCUUCACAGGUCGCUGAGCUGAAGAAACUGGUGGUAGAAAACAUGGAGGUGUUGACCCAGAUGAGGACGAGCUUCGACAAACCAGACCACAUGGCCGCCCUGUUCAAGAAACUCACCUCUGUGGACAGUGUGUUGAAGAGGAUGACCAUCAUUGGCGUCAUCUUGUCCUUCCGCUCUCUGGCUCAGGAGGCUCUCAGAGAUGUGUUAUCCUGUCAUAUUCCUUUCCUGGUCAGUUCAGUGGAGGAUUUCAAAGACCACAUUCCCAGAGAGACGGACAUGAAGGUGGCCAUGAACGUCUACGAGCUCUCAUCAGCAGCAGGUUUACCCUGUGAGAUCGACCCGGCUCUGGUGGUCGCUCUGUCCUCGCAGAAGAGCGAGAACAUCAGUCCAGAGGAGGAGUACAAGAUCGCCUGCCUGCUGAUGGUGUUUGUGGCGGUUUCCUUGCCAACGCUGGCCAGCAACGUGAUGUCACAGUACAGCCCCGCCAUCGAAGGACACUGUAACAACAUCCACUGCCUGGCCAAGGCCAUCAACCAGAUCGCUGCUGCUCUCUUCACCAUCCACAAGGGGAGCAUAGAGGACCGCCUCAAGGAGUUCCUGGCUCUGGCUUCAUCCAGCCUGUUGAAGAUCGGCCAGGAGACGGACAAGAUGACGACACGUAACAGAGAAUCUGUCUACCUGCUGCUGGACAUGAUCGUGCAGGAGUCUCCCUUCCUGACCAUGGACCUGCUGGAGUCCUGCUUCCCCUACGUCCUGCUGCGAAACGCCUACCACGCCGUCUACAAACAGAGCAUCAGCGCUAACGCAUAGACACACACUAAACACACAGCGAAGGCCUCCCAUGCUGUCGGUGCUCGUACACAGACGCACACACAGCAACAGAUACACACUAAACACUAACACACUAAACUAUGCCUACAAUGCCUCAACGUCCCAUUCAGACAGAAACAAACAUCAGCGUGCGACGUGUCCUCCAAAAUAUUGACACGCGCUGAAGUUGAGAACAAAUACACUAAACGCCAAAUGAACACACCGAAUUCAGAGACAACAGCAAACACUACAAUCUGACAGAAACACACACACACACACACACACACACGCACACACUAGCUGGGUGAAGUUGGGGGAUCAGUGUCUUUAUUUUAAUCAUUGUACUUUUUCAUGAUGUUGCCAGGGACCAUAACCAUAGCAACACGUAAUAUACCAUAUGUUUGGUUGGUAUAAAAGAACAAAAAUAUAAAUAUAUAGUAUAUAUAUAGUUGACACUAAAAUAUUAUUUUCUUUUUCUUUUUUUGUUUCUUUUCGAUGAGAGAUUUUUAGUGGCCAGCUGACGACUUCUAUGUGGUGACGGAUUUGGAUGCUUACUUUGGGAAUGAUGCUGAUGUGAUGUGGGUUUUUUUUUCUUUAACGGAGGAUUCCUGUGUUGAUACUGAAAGACAUGUUGCUUGUUAAUGUAACACUACUACACACACACACACACACACAGAUAUAAAGGCGCAUACACACUAAUCUCUCGACUUUUCAUCGUGAAAACACACACACACACACACACACACACACACGCAGACACACACUUGUAUAACAUGGUGAUGUUUUCUUUCUUUUUCCAAGCUAGUCGUAACAUGAACUUUUUGUGGGUAAAGAUAUAAUAUCUGUAUUCUACUUUGAUGUGAACUGAACUCGUCUGUUUUUAAUGUUUAUGUUUUGUUAUUUUUAUGACGAUGAUGAUGAUGAUGAUGAUGAUGAUGAUGACGACGAUUUGCCAAAUGUGUUGACACUAAAAGUUGUGCAUCAGGGCGUGGACGUGCUGGAGUGUUUGGGCUUGUUAAUGGGUGAAACGCCAUUUCAUGUGUUUGGACUGUAGACGCUCUGGAAACAAUCUGCAGCUCGCUUAACGGGAGGGGUCACACGGGAACUUUUUACAAUGGGAACAAACUUUAAAAAGUACUGCUGCGGCGUGGAGGUGGAGCAGGCGCCCUCAGUGCACCUGCAGAUGUUCCUCACAGCUGCUGUCGGUCCAGUAGGUGCUACUCUUUUUCUCCAGCUGUUUAAAUAUAAGUUAAUGAUAUCCAAAAUAAUUUCCCGUGGCUUCUGAAAAGAAGAAAAUUUUCUUUCCUGUGUCUAAUUUUUGCAGUUGCAGUCCUACUGACGCAGCUGGGGGAAUAGUGCCUUGCUCAGAGGCAGCAGCUGUCGAGGGUCCGACACCUCACACGCCGCGGCUCCACAAAUGUCUUAGUGCUUAACUCUAACAGGAGCCAUUAAAGUCAAACUUCCUCCUCCACAGAGAAACAAACAAAUUGAUCUCAGAGCUGUGAACGUCGACAAAAUCCUGGAGCUGCAAUAAGAGAAAAAAUAAAUGUAUAUAUACAGUAUAUACACGCCUGGUGAUGUGUUCACUGGAUCUCCACCAACGAACUCUCCGUAUUCCGUGACGGGUGUACGGGACCUUUUAGGACAGACGGACGACUUUUACAAAGUGCAGUCUGGUUUAUUUUUCAUUUUCUUGUGAAUCCAGGCAGGGCGAGGGCUCCAUACUGUGAGACACACACACAGCAUGCUCCCUGUAUGCCAGCCCUCUGCUCAUGCACACUAACACCAGGCUCUGUCUGAACGCUCACACUGCACACUACCAGGACUCUUAACCUCGGACUGUUUAAAUCUGGAAGCAGCUUUUACAGUAUGUAGCAGGAAAACACUCUAGUUGAUGAUGUGUCUGCACUUCACAGUAGAGUCUCAGCCCUGCUGUGUGUUCAGUCAGUAGUGUGCAGUGUGAGCGAGGACGGGUCAGCGGACACAUUCUGCCAUUUGAUGUGGAAUGAUUGCUGUUUUCUUUCUAACCUUUUUGUGUCUCUGAUUCCACCGUGUAACUUAAAUGACAUGAAUAAAAUAAACUUUAGGGCUGUGUCAGACCUGA